AUGGGAUGCAUUCGGAGCAAACCGAUUCAUCGUCAGGAUGAAAGCGAGGAUGAGUACGUCUUCGAUAGCCUUGAUGAAUCUCCAUCUACUGGAUGCAAGCUGAGCAUCGUCGAAAGUAAAUCCACUGAAAACUCCUCUGACGUCAGGGGCCUACCAGAGAAAUUGGAUAUCGGGAAUGAUUAUCAUGUUGCGAUCACCCAACGAAUCGUUUCCACCUCAAACGACAACGAUGAGGAAUCUUCUGAUGAUGUCAUGACAGAGAGAGUACAACUCAUCAAGGAUAUUGCAGACCUUCAGAUGGCUGAGUUGAGAUUGGCCAAGAAGAGGUUUUAUGAAACCAUCAUUCAAAGAGAUGCCAGGAAAGUAGUUGCGUUACUGAAGAGGCAAUCAUUCACUGAAGACACACAGACUGAUGGAGAGAACGAAUCUUCUGCAAAGAAAGUUGCAAUCUGGCAAUUUGAGGAGGAGGAGCAGAAGAAAGAGGAGGAGGAGACUGAGGAGGAGAAGAAGGAGAAAAGGGAAGAGGAGGAGGAGGAGGUGAAGUGCCAUUACGACGACACAGCUGUACCCGAAUAUAGAUAUGUUCAGGAUAUCAUCGCCUCUCAGAUGGAAGAACUGAGAGAUGCCCGGGAGAGACUUCAUCGAUGCGUUAUCAUGAGAAACGCUAUGAGAGUGGCGGAGGAACUGAGGAGACAGUCCACGAGUGAUACGGAAGAGGAGGAGGCGGAGAAAGAAGAUGAGGAGGAGGUUGAGGAUCAGAACGAAGAAAAGGAAGAGGAAUCCGACAAGGAUGAGGAUGAUGAGAACGAGGGAGGCGAGGUGGAUGACCAUGAAGACGAAGAAGGAAAGGAAGAAGAGUCUAACAAAGAUAAUGAGGAUGAGGAGGAUGACGAUGAAGAUGACGGAGGAAAGGAAGAGGAGUCUAACAAAGAGAAUGAGGAGGAUAACGAUGAUGACGGAGGAAAGGAAGAAGAGUCCGACAAAGAUAAUGAGGAGGAUAACGAUGAUGACGGAGGAGGGGAAGAGGAGUCCAACAAAGAUAAUGAGAAGGAUAACGACGAUGACGGAGGAAAUGAAGAGGAGCCCAACAAAGAUAAUGAGGAGGAUAUUGAUGAUGACGGGGGAAAGGAAGAGGAGUCUGACAAGGAGAAUGAAAAUGAAAAGGAUGACGAGGAAUUCGAGGAGGAUGAAAAUGAAGGAGACGGAGGAAAGGACGAGGAGUCUAACAAAGAGAAUGAGGAGGAUAACGAUGAUGACGGAGGAAAGGAAGAGGAGUCCGACAAAGAUAAUGAGGAGGAUAACGGUGAUGACAGAGGAAAGGAAGAGGAGUCUGACAAAGAUAAUGAGGAGGAUAACGACGAUGACGGAGGAAAGGAAGAGGAGUCCGACAAAGAUAAUGAGGGGGAUAACGAUGAUGACGGAGGAAAGGAAGAGGAGUCUGACAAGGAGAAUGAAAAUGAAGAGGAUGACGAGGAAUUCGAGGGGGAGGAGGAUGAAAAUGAAGAAGACAGAGGAAAGGACGAGGAGUCUAACAAAGAGAAUGAGGAUGACGAGGACGAGGAAGACGAGGGGGAGGAUGACAAUGAAGAUGACGACAAGGACGAGAAGGAUGCUGAAAAUGACGAGAUUGAUGAGGAAGCGAAUCACGAAGUGGAGAAGGAGGAGGGAGAAGAGAAUGGAAAGAGCAAUGAGGAGGAGAAGGAUGACAAGAAAGACGAGAAGGGGCAGGAGUAG
Molecule: messenger RNA, 1734 nt
Organism: Lytechinus pictus (painted urchin)
Lineage: Eukaryota; Metazoa; Echinodermata; Echinoidea; Temnopleuroida; Toxopneustidae
Exons: 4
Coding region: 1-1734 (577 amino acids)
Source: RefSeq, a predicted model, not a curated record